Molecule: messenger RNA, 2634 nt
Organism: Aedes aegypti (yellow fever mosquito)
Lineage: Eukaryota; Metazoa; Arthropoda; Insecta; Diptera; Culicidae
Product: F-box only protein 25
Exons: 6
Coding region: 785-1849 (354 amino acids)
Biological process (GO): protein ubiquitination
Cellular component (GO): cytoplasm; nucleus; SCF ubiquitin ligase complex
Molecular function (GO): protein binding
Source: RefSeq, a predicted model, not a curated record
AGUCCGCCAGCGCAAGAGAAAACGGAACGGAUUUUCUCUCCGCGGGAUCCGCGCUCCGGUCGCAAUCGUAGGUGGUAGUGGUACGGUUCCGUCGCGUUGCCGUGUUGGUUUCACGGGUUUCGCUGUCUGAAAGAGUCGUCAUUCAGCUUAGUAGUCGGGAGCAGCUGAGAGCGUGCAGUUUACCUUUCGACAGAAAUCCGUGUCGUGUCCGCGAAGUGAAGUGCGUUGUCAGGAAGACAACAAAAUAGCCUGCCACAAAAUAGUGUGUGGAAACAUUUUGCGUCGUCGAUUUUGCGCUGGAUCGGAACAUACGAAGGCAAAAUAGAUUUCAGUCAUUAGCCGUCGUCGUGAAUUAGAUUGCAAUUCGAGAGUGUGAAGAAAAUCAUUGUGGUGCGGUGCAUUUCUGAUUACUGAACGGCAGCCAGCCGACGAAAAUUCCUAGACUGAGAAAAGUGCAUCACGUCUUCAGAAGCCAUUUUUAGAAUCGGUGGAAAAAACGACCAGACCGAAACUUCCCCCAAGAAAGUCAUUGCUUGCAUAUAGGGAGGAGCAGAAUAGAAAACCAGCCUGGUGCAGCAGUUUUUUGUAUAUCACAAUAGAAGAAAAUAGUCAUUCAGUGAGUGAGUUUGCACUUUUCGUCGGUGGGCUGGUUCGAUUGGUGCGCGCGUGGUCUUUUCAAUUGGCCCCUUUCGUCGCAACACACCGAAUUGCGAAAGUCGCGGCGGCUUUCGGUUGAGCACCAUAAGGAAUAGCAGAAACAGCACCAGAAGCAGCAGUGAACGACAUGCCUUUCAUCUCGAAGGACUGGAGAUCUCCCGGUGAGGCUUGGGUCAAAACGGAGGAAGGCUGGGAAAAGCUGAAAGUGUUGGAAUGUGUCAAACGAAAAAGGUGCAUCUCUGAAUGUAGUAGUUCUAGUGAUACCGAAAACGACAUUGAAAACGGAGAUACUGAAAUUCCACCACACUGUCACAUAACGCUGAAAUGCACUCGCGAAAUUGCUGGCUUCAACGGCCUGGGAGAGGCAGUACGGAGGCUGGACUUCCGCAGCUCUGUACGAGAUGGCCGUCGGUUCAACUAUGUGUGUGCUCUGUUGCGGCUCCUGGUCUCUGGUAAAGGUAUCACAAGUCUUCCCGGUGGAGCCCAGAGGCUACUUCUGCAAAUGCUGGAGGAAGUAGCGACCUACGUAAGCGACUCACAGCAGAAUAUAAACGUUCUGAGGGGCCUGGUACAGCAGUUGCGUCUUCUAGUCAACCAGGAGAAUCAAAAAUGUUGGGGAAAACCUCUUGGAAGUCAAAGCCUGUGGGACGGACACGUGCAAACCAUCCAAAGGAUCCAGAACAUUGCUAGUCAGAUUCAAAUCAGAGAACCUGGUCCAAAUAUACGCCCAAAGCUACACGAUCUGCCAGAAGAAUGUGUUCGUGAGAUUAUUUUAAGGAUUACCGAUUACAAAGAUUUGGACGCUUCCGCCUCGGCUUGGUCGCUCAUGGCAGCGUUGAUUUCAGAACAACGUGUAUGGCGGGAGCUUUCCCAUUAUCACUUCAACAAGCAGCAAAUCGACUUCAUCCUGGACAAAAUGUGUCUCCAGGACACGAAGGAACGUCACCGCAACUGGCAGGCAAUCUAUCAUGCUCUACGAAAAACUUACGGUGUACCUGAGGAGCUGCAAUACGCCGAGAUAUUGGCAUUCUGUCGUCUUUGCCGUUGUCUAUUCUGGCCAUCCGCAGGGCACCCGUGCAUUGCCGAUCAGUGUCCGGAUAUACGACAGCGCAUCCGAGAUGCAGGUAACAGUGAUAAUACGGAAACUCAGCCGGUACCGCCGGCCCAAUUCCUCAAGUAUUUCUCGUUGUAAUUUCCGAUGCCAUUAGAAGACGAAAAAAUCGAAUUUGUAUGCAAUUUACUUCAUCCAAGGGAUUUAGAGCGGAUUGCUUAACACAAUAACAGAAUUUGUCAUAUACAUUGAACGAUUACGAAGAUCUCUGAGAUCACAGAUACAGUACACGGAAUUGAAGCCAAGCCAGAAAAUAUAUUCUUCUAGACAUUUUCUUGAUAUUGUAUGUGUUCAGGGUAGAAUUCAGCGGAUAUAGAUGCUUAUUAGAUUGUCAGCAGCGAACUGAUGGUCAUUAUUUUCCGAAAGCUGUUCUGAAAUUAUUGUUUUGCUGUUACACUUACUUUCUUGUUUUACGGUAAAUGAACUCUAUAAGUGUUUUCUUAGAUCGACCUUAGAACAAACGUAUUUGUUUCAAAAGAUAUGAUUAUUCAACUUUUUGAUCGUUAUAUAUAAUGUAAGCCCAAGCAAGUAUUUUUCUAAAGCUUGUUAGUUAAAUUGGUCUAACUAUCGUUUUCCUGUUGGAUAACAUUCAAAUUUUAGCUUUGAUCCUAGAAACUAUUGUUGAACUUGGAUUUUACGUUAAAGCUUAAUAAAACGCACAGACUUCGCAAUUAUAAUGAUUUGAAAUCGUUGAGAAUUGUCGUUAAAAAACAUAAAUGCCGUUGAACUACGUAGGUUUGUAAUUGCUUCAAAAACUUAUUGAAAUAGCAAAAUCUGACCAUUAAUCAAAAAAUGUGUUUGUUAUGAAAGCAGCCAGUUCAUUUUCAGCGAAUUCGACCGUCUUACAAGAAAUGGUAAACUAUGUC